This is a messenger RNA of Ahaetulla prasina, 1085 nucleotides long. RefSeq names its product ubiquitin related modifier 1 (gene URM1). Gene Ontology annotation, molecular function: protein tag activity. The record is from RefSeq and is a predicted model, not a curated record. Gene Ontology annotation, biological process: tRNA thio-modification; protein urmylation. Gene Ontology annotation, cellular component: nucleus; cytoplasm. The coding region runs from base 54 to 359 and encodes 101 amino acids. NCBI's taxonomy places the organism in Eukaryota, Metazoa, Chordata, Lepidosauria, Squamata, Colubridae. The transcript is spliced from 5 exons.
CCCGGAAGCGGAGGGACGCUUCCGGUGUGGGCAGCGUGGCUCCCUGAGACAAGAUGGCGGCGCCCUUGUCUGUCCAGCUGGAGUUCGGAGGUGGAGCCGAACUCCUGUUUGAUGGGGUGAGAAAACAUCAGGUGAAUUUGCCCCAGCAGUCCGAACCUUGGAACCUCCGACAUUUGCUGACGUGGAUCAAAGGGAACCUGCUGAAGGAGAGGCCUGAAUUAUUUGUGCAAGGAGACUCUGUGCGCCCAGGAAUCCUGGUGCUUAUUAAUGAUGCAGAUUGGGAGCUGAUGGGCAACCUGGACUAUCAACUGCAAGACCAAGAUCACGUGGUUUUUAUCUCCACCUUACACGGGGGUUAGGCCCCACCCCGCCGGGGGGGUGGGGGGAAAUCCCAAAACAGCAAGAACAAAACCAAACAGCCUUUCGGCUAAGCCGACUUCGUAAGAAAGCCCCCAAAAAUUUUUUUGGGGGGAGAGUCUGGACCCUGCAGGGUUGAAUCCCAGCUUUGGAUGGGAAGAACGUAACCCUGGACCGUUUUCUCUUGGGCUGUGGGUCGGGCGAGCCCCCACCUCCCGAGCCAUUGUUGACUCUUGAGAAAUGAGGGAAACCAGAGGUCUGCAGCUGAGCCCCGUCGUUAUUUGCAGUGCCUGUUUGCUUUCAAGUGAACAAGACGCCGCCAUGUUCUUUCUCUCUAGCAGCCAGGAGAGACAAUCCCAGGGCUGGGAUGAGAUAAAGGCAGGGAGGGACCUUCUCCGCCUCUGAUCCAGCCUUCCAGGCCUUAGGACCACAGCACCCCUUGGCUUACCCCUCCGUUUGAUCCGCAGGCCUCCCAACCGGCAUUUCGGUAGCCGAACUGAAAGAUUACCUGUGCCAGCCCACCUAAAAAAUGCUUGCUUUGAAUUUAGGGUGGUGCGUUAUGCGUGUGCCAAGGUUGUGCAAAAAUCUGGACUAGUCUAGUGUCUCCUGCUUGUGCAGGGGGUUGGACUCUGGUUAUUCUUAUUCUGAUUCCCCCACUUGCCUUUCUUGUACCUAUAUUUUAAAUAAAUAUUGUGCAGAGCUUUCUUUGCUAAUAUUUCACCUACGAA